UGGUACCCGUAAUCCUUGACCUCCAGGCCAAAACCCUUUCCCCUAGGUUCUCAGGCAAAAUCGAAGUGAAGAUCAGCAAAAAUGGGGAUCAGAUUCAUAUUGAUGGUGAACAAGCAAGGCCAGACCCGUCUCGCUCAGUACUACGAGUACCUCACCCUGGAAGAACGACGCGCUCUCGAAGGCGAGAUCGUUCGUAAGUGCCUUGCCCGUAAUGAGCAGCAGUGUUCAUUUGUUGAGCAUCGGACCUACAAAAUUGUGUACAGGCGCUACGCAUCACUCUUUUUCUUGGUUGGAGUUGACAAUGGUGAAAAUGAACUUGCGAUUCUGGAGUUCAUACAUCUGUUAGUCGAAACCAUGGACCGCCAUUUUGGCAAUGUGUGUGAACUAGACAUCAUGUUCCAUCUGGAAAAAGCGCAUUUCAUGCUGGAGGAAAUGGUCAUGAAUGGGUGUAUUGUUGAGACAAGCAAGGCUAACAUUCUGGCCCCAAUACAGCUGAUGGACAAAGCAUCAUAAAAUUUCCACUGCCAAGCCAGGAAUUUCCCUCUGAAUCAAGAGGCUUGGAUCUCAUUUGUGUUAUUACCUUCUUGUACAACAAGCAAAAGACAGAGCAUGAGUACAGUUUUCUAUAAAAACGUAAAGAUCAUUUGUUGAUUGAAUAGAUCAUGUAGUAAAAUAUGGGUACUCAGAUUGAUUUGGAAGUGCCUAAACUUAUUCUUUGGAAAUUGAUGGCAAGUUUCAUGGAA
Messenger RNA from Vitis riparia (riverbank grape), 743 nucleotides. RefSeq names its product AP-4 complex subunit sigma. Bases 82 to 513 code for a protein of 143 amino acids. The transcript has 4 exons. The record is from RefSeq and is a predicted model, not a curated record. Gene Ontology annotation, cellular component: intracellular membrane-bounded organelle. Gene Ontology annotation, biological process: vesicle-mediated transport; protein transport. NCBI's taxonomy places the organism in Eukaryota, Viridiplantae, Streptophyta, Magnoliopsida, Vitales, Vitaceae.